GUUAAACCUUUCUUCCUUUUUUCUGUAAAUGAUGCACAUAUCAGCUCAUCAGCUCCUGUUGACCUUAUACACGUGAUCAUGUGGAUGUUAAAGGGGUUCGAGUUGAACGUUAAGCCUCCAUUCAGCAGCGAGCAGCUCAUCAGGGCAUCACCUCAGCACUGCUGUCACCAUGGUAACCAUGUCAGUCCUGUUCCUCCUGCUCUCAGCUUUUACUCCUCCAGUCCAGAGUCAACUCACUUCACUCCAUAUCAUUCCGGGUGACAUGAAUCAGACUGAGGCUCAGAAAGCUUGCAGAGAAAAUUACACCGACCUCGUCACUGUGUACUCUGAUGAAGACAACACUAAACUGGCUGAACUGGUGAUAAAGGCUGGUAACGUUUCUGGCUGGAUCGGACUCUAUCGCAGUGAUUUUAGUGAGAAAUGGUCUAAUGGUGAUCCUGUAACAUACAGAAAUCUGACAGGGAAUUGUGGGACAUCGAGCUACUGUGCUACUGUGAGGGCUGAUGGUUCAUGGGAAAAUCUUCAGUGCACAGAGACUAAACAUUUCAUGUGCUAUGAACAAGAAGCUUCCUCACAGACUCGUAAUUAUCAUCUAAUCCUUGAGACUAAGACCUGGUAUGAAGCUCAGCGUUACUGUAGACAGAGAUACACUGACCUGGUCAGCAUCAGAGAUCAGCAGCACAAUGAAGAGGUGUGGAUUAAAGGGUUAAACAGCAGCACACCCUUCUGGAUCGGCCUACUGUGUGAUGACUGGCAGUGGAUUGAUGGAGGAAUCUCUGCCUAUAGAAACUGGGAUAGCAAUCCACCUCAACCACAAGAUAACAACUGUGCAAGAGUGAUAGGAGAGAGAUGGUACUCAGUCCCGUGCAGAAAUCAUCAAUCUGCUUUGUGCUACUACAAUUACAUCCAUGUGAGUGAAGAGGCUCUGAGCUGGGAGAAAGCGCUGGAUUACUGUGAUAAAGGGAACAGAGCUGGAUUGUUGCAGAUUGAGUCUGAACAUGACCAGACUGAUGUGGAGAAUGAGCUCAGAAGGAGGCGUGUCUCUGAGCCUGUGUGGGUGGGGCUUAGACAGAGCCAGCUCUUCGGGUUCUGGAUUUGGCCUGAUGGGAAAGCUGUGUUUCCGUACUCCAACUGGGAUGAAGGGAAACAGCCUGAGCAUCAACUCUCUCAGCACUGCGGUGCCGUCGUUCCAAAGAGCUACAGAUGGAAAGACAUGAACUGUGAGGCUCAGUACAAAGCUCUGUGUCACAUCAGAUGUUCUCCAUGAACCCACUAUACAUUCAUUUAUCAAAAACUGUUUUUAUGUAAUUAUAUAUAUGUGUUUGUGUGUGUGUGUGUGUACACACAUUUUCCUAUCGCAUAUGUAAUUAUUCAUUUAAAGCUUAGAGACUACAUGGUUAUUUGUGGGAAAAUUUUAUAACUACACUGAUAGAAAUAUGAAUUUUUUUAAAAAAAAAUUGAGAAAUACAUCAACUGCAUUUACAUUUCUAACCAUAUUAAACAUUAUAUAUUCAUCUACAUGUGAAACUCACGUAGAGUAUGAUUAAAAAAACGUUUUGUUUUUUAAAAGAAAUACUGAAAUAAAUAUUUUAAGAUUUAAA
Molecule: messenger RNA, 1601 nt
Organism: Tachysurus fulvidraco (yellow catfish)
Lineage: Eukaryota; Metazoa; Chordata; Actinopteri; Siluriformes; Bagridae
Product: lymphocyte antigen 75-like
Exons: 5
Coding region: 170-1267 (365 amino acids)
Source: RefSeq, a predicted model, not a curated record